This is a messenger RNA of Metschnikowia bicuspidata var. bicuspidata NRRL YB-4993, 2598 nucleotides long. It is a transcript of the gene TFC4, whose product is annotated as transcription factor TFIIIC subunit. Bases 1 to 2598 code for a protein of 865 amino acids. Gene Ontology annotation, cellular component: transcription factor TFIIIC complex. Gene Ontology annotation, molecular function: protein binding. NCBI's taxonomy places the organism in Eukaryota, Fungi, Ascomycota, Pichiomycetes, Serinales, Metschnikowiaceae. The record is from RefSeq and is a predicted model, not a curated record. Gene Ontology annotation, biological process: transcription by RNA polymerase III. The transcript has a single exon.
AUGCGGCACGCCAGCAGGGCCAACGACCCGGAGAUCCGCGACCACAUGUCGCGGGCCAACGAGGCGUUUGUGCGCGGCGACCUCUCGGGCGCGUGGCGCCACUACUCGGAGGUGAUCCAGCGCGACUCGCGCAACUUCAACGCGUACAAGACGCUCGGCGAGAUCUGCCAGAUCCGCGGCAACACGCACAAGUGCUGCUUCUUCUGGCUCCUUGCUGCGGAGAGCGGCGAGGCGGACGCGGACUUCUGGGGCCUCGUGGCCGACAUGAGCGCGCAAUUGGGGCACGUGGACCAGGCCGUGCACUGCUACACCCAGGCCAUCGCCAAGUCCGACGGCGUGCCGUGGCACUACGUGUGCGAGCGCGCGCUCCUCUACAAGGAGAAGAAGCACUACGUGCGUGCGUUGGAGGGCUUCCAGAAGUUGCUCGCGGCGUACCCGCUGGAGGCCGCGGCCGUGCGCCACUUGGCCAGUGUGUACGUGGAGCAGAAGCGGUACAACGACGCGGUCGGCCUCUACAUGCGCGUGCUCGACAGCAACUUGCACCCGCCGCCGGGCCGCGAGUACGUGGUGUUCGACUGGACGGAGCUCCACAUCACGUGCGAGUUGCUCGCGGCGCAGGAGGCGUGGGCCUCGGGCGCCCGCCUCAUCCGGCUCGUCGCGCGCUGGAAGCAGAACAGAUCCGACGAGGCCUGGUGGGACGAGCACGACGACGCGGAGUUCGCCAAGCCGCGGCGCCUCGCGUACGUGCGCGCCAAGAGGCCCACGGCCUGCGCCCUGCUCAUGGCGCGCGACUACUCGUUGCCCAUCGACAUCCGCUUCAAGCUCGGCUGCUUCCGCCUCGAGCUCGGCCAGAAGAACGAGGCCGUGGAGCACUUCGGCUACUUGUUCCAGCAGGAGGACAAGAGCGAGGUGCUCGACCUCUUCUACGAAGCGGGCGCCGGCCUCGAGGCCCACGGCCACUACGCCGAGGCCGUGUGGUUCUUGAAGUACCUCUUCGACAACGACGCCAACACGGAGCUGGACCUUCUUCUCGGCAAGUGCUUGCUCGAGACCGACAGCUUCCGCGACGCCAAGACCGUGUUGAUGAAGACCCUCAAGCGCGACCCCGCCAACGUCGACGCCAAGUUGACGCUCAUCGAGGCCUUGUACCACACUAACGAGAUGGACUUGGCCACCGAGCUCAUGGAGGACGUGGCCAAGAGCCACGUCCCGCGCCUCCCCGAGCGCCUGCUGGAGACGCCGCACGCCGCCGAUGCCGCCGACGCCGCCGACGCAGACCCGCACGACAACCUCGCGCUCAUCAAGAACUCGUCCUACUACAAGAAAAUCAGAAAGAACGACUUGGACGCCAGCGACCGCCAGGCCAUCGAGGAGAACGCCACCCGCGUCGUCAGGGACAAGUUCACCCGCAUGUCCCGCUUGCAGCAGGCCAUUGACCAGCGCCACGACGCCGCGGUCUCGGCGUGGCUCAAGCUCGCGUCUCAGCUCAUCGAGAUGUUCGUGGAGGUCCGCACCUUCUUCCCCAAGAACCGCAAGACCGUCUUCAAGGGCAUCGCCAUCUACAAGCGCAAGAAGUCCUUGGCCUUCGACGACAAGCUCCAUCGCAUCCGCGACCUUUUCGAGGGCUACGCCGACGCGGAAAACUCCAGGAUUGUCAUGACCUCCCGCACGGAGUUCCGCGGCCUCGAUUACGACACCUGGUUGUGGGUCUUCGUCCAGUACGCAUACUUGUUGCGCCACUUCAAGAACGACUUGAAGGAAGCCACCGAGACGAUCGACCUAGCCUCUAACGUCAGUGUGUUCAAACAGGACAAGACCCGCAGCAUGCUUCUCCGCAUCGCUCGCCUCGCCCUCGGAAUUCGUCAGCAGGACUAUGCGAUCUCCGUCGCAAACAACAUCCGGUAUUUCCUCACGUCCAGCCAGUUCUCGCCCAGCUCAUACGACUUCUUCAUGUGCUGCUUUGGCUCUGGCGUCGGUGCUUGGGCCGUGUUCUCCAACUACAACCACCAGAAGUUCUUCCUCCGGCAAAUCAAGGCAUAUGACUCCAUGCUUUUCUCCAGCAAAGUGUCGGGCUCUGCACAGCUCACCAUCGAUGUCGACAGCUUCAAAACCAACCGCGAGCACCCACACCUACUCUACAUCUACGCUUGCUUGCUCGGAAGCAACCGCACGUUCUCGUCACCGAUCGUAUACUUGACUCGGGCCUACAGACAAUAUUACAACGACCCCACCAUAUGUUUCGUGCUUGGCUUGGCCCACGUUCAUAGGUCCAUGCAGCGGAACAGUGGCAACCGCCACAUACAGCUUCUCCAAGGCAUCAGCUACCUCUUGGAGUACAAGAGCGCGAGGGAACAAGGUGCAACUGUCUACGAGAAACAAGAAAUCGAGUACAAUUUCGGUAGAUUGUUCCACAUGAUCGGACUUCCCACUCUUGCCGUGCGGCAUUACGAAAAAGUACUUUCUUAUCACGAGCAACUACGCAAUGACUUGGAUUACGACUUGCUGAUGGAGGCCGCUUACAACCUUUCUUUGAUAUACAUAAUCAGUGGGAACUCCAUGUUGGCCAAAGAAAUCACCGACAGAUACCUCACGGUUUAG